CGUGUCUCCAAUAACUCACUUUAAAGAGCGGCUCGUACGCUCAGUGGUUGUUAGUGCGUGUUCCUCUGUAAUUAUUCGCCUUCAAGUUGUCUUUGCAAUGGUCCCGUACUUUUAAAAGGCAGGAAUUUCGUGUGGGAACCGCUCUCCGUGAGGAAGUUUCGCUGGAGAGCGCACUGGACUGUAUCCACUCGGACUGGAUGCUUCCCAGUUACGAUACCGACCGUCCGCAAGACUUCAAGCUCAGGCGCUGGUGAUUGAUUUGAGUCCGCAGGAGAGCAACGAUGAUACGCACUAAUUCACAUUCAAGUUAAAGCGAUUGUAUUUUUGAGCAUUUUGGAUUAACGCAGUUUCUAAAGUGAAUAUGGGUCCUCUUUGGAUCCUUCUAACCGUUUUAAUUGGAUACAGCACCAGCUUGCCCGGAGCACAAGGAGCGUGUGUCCAUCAAGGCUCAUUGUAUGCGAACAAUACAUCAUGGAAACCAGACACCUGUCAAGACUGCGUCUGCUACAAUGAUGUUGUCAUCUGCAAACCUGCUCGCUGCCGAAAUCCUCAGUGUGAUUUUCAGAGGGGUGAACGCCUGAGAAUCCCACCCAAAAAGUGCUGUCCGGAAUGUUUUGCACAGUUGCCCGGGAUCUGUCACCAUGAAGGAAUGGUUUAUGGGCAUGACAGUCAGUGGAGUAAUUCCAAAUGUUCGGUGUGCACAUGCUCUCAUGGGAAGGUGACCUGUGGGCCACGUGCUUGUCCUCCUCUUAGUUGUGGGAAAGACCAGAGUCCUUUCAUCCCAGAUGGAGACUGCUGCCCUGUAUGUGCUCAUAAUGGAGCCUCUUGCUCCUGGGAAGGCCGUCAGUACAGAGAUGGGGUGGAAUGGACAUCUAGCCCUUGUACAAAGUGUCGAUGCAAAAACGGUCAGACCGAAUGCCUGGUGGCAGAGUGUCAGCCAGUUACAUGCAAAGCGAAUGAAAACCUGGUGGUCCAGCCAGGACAGUGCUGUCCGCAGUGUGAGCCGAAUCCCUGCGUGGAGGCUGGGAAUGAAUACAAGCACGGUGAGCAGUGGCAGAAGGGCAGUUGUACCACCUGUGUGUGCGAUCGCGGUCAUUCCCGCUGUCAGACGGAGAAGUGCCCUCCUCUCCACUGUGAUAAGGGUCAGACGAAGGUCAAGCGAGCCGGCCAGUGUUGUGAAGACUGUGUCUCGUCUAAAGGCAGCUGCCUCUACGAGGGCAUCGUCCGUUACCAUGGCGAUAUGUGGAACGGCACGGGUUGCGAGUUCUGCAUGUGUGAACGGGGUCAGGUGCUGUGCCAACGGGUCGAGUGCGCCAGAUCGGAGUGCCCUCGGGGAGAAAAACUGGUCCAUUUGCCUGGGAAGUGCUGUCCAGAGUGUAAGACAACAACCAGCUCCUGUACAUAUUCACAGCCGGAUCAAAAGGGGCAGAAAGCCAACAUGAAGAGUUUUAGACGCCUCACUAAUCUAGAGAGCAUUAAAGAGGGGCUGUGUCGUGAGUGUCAGUGUCAGGACGGUCAUGUGACCUGUUACCAGCAGUCCUGUCCCACCUGUCCACUGGGCACCCUAACUAUACCUCAUCAUGAACAGUGCUGUCCAGACUGCAAUCCAGCAGUGCAGUGUCACAAGGACUGUUUGACAUGCUCUGGCACACCAGAUCACUGUGACAGCUGUCAGGACCCUUCCGCCCUGUUGAUGAAUGGACGCUGUUUGCAGUCAUGUCCUGAAGGCUUUUUCACCCAGGGCAAAGUUUGUGCAGCCUGCCGGCCGUCGUGUGCCACCUGUGAGAAUGACUUUGAAUGCACAGCAUGUGGUGGGUCCUUUCUCCUCAGUGGCAGGCAAUGUGUGACCUCCUGUGAGAGAGGUCUGUUCCAGGACCACACACGCUGUCUCAGUUGCCAUGACUCCUGUUCAUCAUGCAAGGGGGUGGGGCCUCAGGAUUGUUUGACAUGCUCAGACCCCUCCCAUUUACUGAAGAAUGGAUUCUGUGUUUUGGAUUGUGGUGCAAGCUUUUAUGCUAGUCAAGGCAGCUGUUAUGCUUGUGACCCUUCCUGUGCAACCUGUCAUCCCGACAACCCCAGCUGCAUGAGCUGCCCAUCUGAACAUGCACUGCAUCAGGGGAAAUGUGUAUCACAAUGCCCACCCCAGUAUUACAAGGAUGUCCGUGGCCAUUGCCAAGCCUGCCACAGUUCGUGCGCGUCCUGCUCAGGACCAGCUGUGUCUCACUGCACCUCCUGCUCAAAGUCUCUCAUCCUGAACCAAGGCCAGUGUGUGGAGUCCUGCGGAGAGGGCCUGUUCUCCAGAGGGGGACACUGUCACAGGUGUCAUGCAUCAUGUAGGGUCUGUGUGGGUCCGGAUUUCUCAGACUGCAUGCAGUGUGUCAAACAGGAAGAGGUCCUGCAGCCUCAAAAUGGACAUGUCUCUCACGGGUCUUGUAUGUCUGCCUGUAGGCCACAGCAUUACCUUGACGCAGAUCGGACCUGCAGAGAAUGUCACAUCUCAUGUUCAGGCUGCACUGGUGGAAGUUCCCAGGAUUGUACGUCUUGUAUACGACCCAGUGUCCUUCAUCAAGGGCAGUGUUUUGAAAAAUGUCCCCAUGGUUUCCAUGUUCAGGAUCAUACUUGCCAAGCCUGUCAUCCAUCAUGUAAGGAGUGUACGGGCCCGUCUCAGGCUGACUGUUCUGCUUGUCCGGCACACGCUAGUCUCCAUAACGGCUACUGUCGAACCAGCUGCCCUGAGGGCCAGUACCUGAAUGCUGUGGGCUACUGCAUUGAGUGUGAGGAGGGAUGCCAGCGGUGUGUGGCAGACCUGCAGUCUGGCUUUGGCACUGUGUGUUUGUGGUGUAAGGUUCCCAGGAUGCUGCUGCUGGGUGAUCACUGUGUAGCACAGUGCCCACCCAAAUACUACCGGUGGCACGGAGCUUGCAAAAGAUGUCACUCUUCCUGUGAGGAGUGCAGUGGGGAUGGUCCUCACUCCUGUACUUCCUGUUUGGCCCCUGAGGUUCUGGCUCCAUCAGGUCUCUGCAGCCCUCGCUGUCCAACUGGAUAUUAUGCUGAUGAAAACAGGGUGUGCCAAAUGUGUGACACUCAGUGUCAAAGCUGCGAGAUGGCAGGUGUGUGUACGUCAUGUAGAGAUCCAGCUAAAGUGCUUCUGUUUGGGGAGUGUCAGUAUGAGAGCUGUGCUCAUCAGUACUACCUGAACACCACCACGCGCACAUGCAGAGAGUGCGACUGGAGCUGUAACGCGUGCCGUGGACCCCUGCGUAGUGACUGUCUGCAGUGCAUGGAGGGAUACGUCCUGCAGGAUGGCAUUUGUGUGCCGGGUUGCUCACUGGGAUUCUACCAGGAUGCUGAGAGAUGUCUGAGCUGUGAUGAGCAUUGCGAGCAUUGCCAGGUCCAUGGCAGAUGCCAACGCUGCCAGCUGCCAUAUGCCGUGUUGAACGGGCAGUGUGUGCUGGAAUGCGGCAAGCGCUACUUUCUAGAUGACUCGACCCGUCAGUGCACCGCGUGCUCAGCUGGUUGCUUGGAGUGUGUGAGUGCAGGUGAGUGCCGCGUCUGUUCUGAGAGCUCCUUCCUGAAGGGUGGCCAGUGCAUCCUGGAUUGUGGUCACGGAUACUACGCUGACCAAAAAACAAGAGCCUGCCAUGCAAAUAGCCGUGCUCCAUCUCUUUACAUUAAUGGCUCUCUUCUGGUUCCUAUUGGUGGAAUUAAGCUUCUGGAUCUGGCACUCCUGUCAAUUAAGGAUGCAGAUAGCCAAUCAGAAAGCAUGUUGCUUCAGCUCCUUCAGCCGCCUAGUAACGGGCAUCUCGUGGUCCUGGAGAACGACAGAGAGAGAACACUGAGCAGAGAUGACACUUUUACAUUUACCCAGCUCAAACGUAGAGCUGUGCGCUUCAUUCACGACAAAGAGCAGCCCAAAAGUGGGCAGUUCAUGUUAAGGGCAGCAGAUCCUCAGCUUUUCUCUCAGCCUCAGAGUGUUACUGUGCAGGCGCUCUCCCAGCAGCCACCCACUGUGAUAACCAACCAGAUUCUGUACAUUAACUCUGGUGAGACGGCCGUCAUGAGCAGAUCUAUUCUUCACAUCAGUGACCUUGAUAAUCCACAGGACGUUUUCAUCACCGUUCUGGAUCAACCUCAACAUGGCCACCUGACACACGUGCAUAGUGAUGUGCAGGUAACCCAUUUUAAACUGGAAGACCUGGAUCGUGAGCAGCUGCAGUACGUGCAUGAUGGUUCAGAGGGAGAGCGGGACAGACUUCUGCUGCAGGUCAACGAUGGGCACAGCUACCAGAACAUCCUGUUUCACAUCAGCAUUGCGCAAAAGGUUGGAUUUACAUCUCACCUGCGUUCAGUGCCGAAGACCUGGGUGAGGGAGGGAGGAAUGGUGCAGCUGUCUAAAAAGUGCCUCAAUGCUCAGUUCCAAGGAGCCAGUGACUCUGAAAUCCUGUACACCAUUCAUUCUGAGACCGGACAGCCUAAAUACGGAGAGAUUGUGCUGGUGUCUAUGCCUGCUGAUGGUCCUGUGGAGGCAUGGGAGUCCUUCCCAGAUGGUCAGGACCCCACACCAACCAGCUCAUUUACACAGCAAGAUGUUAACGAGGGAACUGUCUGGUACAGACACUAUGGAUCCGGUACACAGAGAGACACUUUUCAAUUUCAGGUUUCAAGUGAGGUCUAUCCAGAAACUCUGAGUGAUACACAGAUGUUUACUAUAGGAGUGAUGCCUUUGACCCCUGGCUUGCCUCAGCUCUCACCUGGAGCCGAUCUGCAGAUCACUGCACUGGAAGAUCGCGUGACUGUGCUAUCUCCGUCUGCUCUCUCCUUCACUGCCUCUGAGACGCCCAGUGACAAGCUUGUCUACAACAUCACCAAGGCGCUUACCUCAGGCCACGGUACACUGGAGCACAGGGACAGACCGUACCAUCAUGUGCGUUUCUUCACCCAGGCUGAUAUAGACAGUGGCAAAAUUAUCUACAGACCCCCACAAGCCCCAUCCCACCUUCAGGAGCUUUAUCAGUACUCAUUUACAGGUCUGCCAGAGUCAGUGAGCCUCCAUUUCACAGUUUCUGAUGGAGAGCACACCACUCCAGAGAUGGACUUUGCUAUUCUGCUGUUGACCAAUCAUCAGCAGCCGCCAGUCUUUCAGAUUCUUGAUCCGGUGCUGGAGGUCAGUCUCGGCGGCAGGGCUCCAGUGGGUGGGCGACAGUUAGCAGUGACGGAUGCUGAUACAGCCCCUGAAGAGCUAGAGUUUGAGUUGGUGGAGGGGCCGCUACAUGGAACCCUCCUGAGAGUGGAUCUUGGCUCCCAGGUCCAGAUGGUCAAUGGGGACACUUUUACCUCUAGUGACGUCACCAGGAAUGUUCUGCAGUAUGAACACGCCGGUCUCACCACUGAAGAGGACUCCAUGACUUUCUCUGUGACGGAUGGGAUCUCCAUGACUUCCAUCACGGUGCAAGUCUUGGUGUCGGAGGUCAAAGGUGAUGCACCCAAACGAGACCCUAAGGCCUUGCUGUCCAUGGAGGUGGCGGAAAAGAGCAGCACCAUGAUUAGUCGUUCACAGUUAGCUUAUAUGGAUGACGAAUCUCCCGAUGAGAACAUUUUUGUACAGUUAGUUUCUGUACCAAUGUAUGGGAUCCUCACCAAAACCAAGUCUGAAAAAGACCAUGAGGAACUGAGUGAAUAUUCCUCCUUUACAAUGGAGGACAUCAACAAGCAGAAAAUCAGGUAUAAUACAUCCUUUGAAACGGGUAACCAGCCUGUCACUGACAUUUUCCACUUCAUCGUCUAUGAUGGUGAAAACAAUCGUUUGGAAAACCAGAUGUUCACUAUCACCAUCACGUCUACCCAGAGACAGCCACCUGUUGUCACCAUCCGCAGCGGCAUUAAGGUUCAAGAAGGAGGGAGAGUCCAGCUCUCAGCCAAUCACAUUAUUGCAUCUGACCCAGACACACCCAGAAAGGACCUCCUGGUGUGGCUGAUCAGCCCACCAAAGUAUGGGUUUAUUGAGAACACAAAACAAGCAGCAAUUGGUGGAUCUCGCGUGAUCACCCCCGACAUCCCCUUCACUAUUGAAGACCUCACCUCAGACCAUAUCUUCUACGUUCAAAACAACCGCCAAGCCAACAUCCGCCAGGACGUCUUCAGCUUUUACAUCAGUGAUGGAUCAAGUCAAACUGAGGCUUUUGAUAUCACCAUAGACAUCCAGCACACCAAGGAGGACAGAGUCCCAAUUAUCUCGGUAAACAGCAUCCAAGUGGAGGAGAACUCUGGUGUGGUCAUUACUAACUCCUCCCUGAAUGUGCUAGACCAGGACACACCUGAAAAUGAGCUUCUUCUCACCCUCAUCAAGAAGCCUUCAUACGGGAAGCUACGCAGAAGGCAGUUCUACUCUCAACCUUUUGAGAACGGCAGGAUUCUUCAGCAAGGAUCCACUUUCACUUACCAGGAUGUUCUUGAUGAGCUCCUGGUCUACACACCAGACAGACGUGGCUCUGGGACCGACGAGAUCCAGUUUUCAGUAACAGAUGGCAUAUACACGGAGACCGGUCGUCUGGAGUUCAGUAUGGAUAUUAGGAAGAGAGAAGGCCCUAGAGUCACAAUCAACAGAGGACUACAGAUUGCAGCAGCAGGCUCCUCAUCUAAGAUCACAGAGCAGCAUCUGAAAGGGACGGACAUAGAUUCAGAUAACCUUAAGCUGCGGUUCACCCUUACUAAAGACCUGAGUGUGGGCUCCCUGCUGCUGAAUACAGGCAAAAACAAGGCUCAGAUAUCUGUCAAAGGACCUGUCACCAGCUUUACCCAGGAAGACAUCAACAAAGGACAUGUGGAAUACAUUCAUGAAAAGGGAGAAAGUGGAGGCAGCUUCUCUUUCAAGUUCAACCUAGAAGAUCCAGAGGGAAACAGAGUCAUUGACCAGUCUUUCUUCAUUAGCGUUCUGGAGGACAGACUUCCUCCCACUGUGGUGGUUAAUAAGGGUUUGGUUGUGGAUGAGAAUACCUUGAAGAAGAUCACAACACUGCAGCUCUCCUCUACAGAUCAGGACAGUGAACCAGAUGAACUCAUUUACAGAAUCACCAAACAGCCUCAACUUGGCCAUCUAGAACAUUCCAGCAAACCAGGAACACGGAUCAGCACGUUUACCCAGGCUGACCUGGCCUCCCGCAACAUUCAGUACGUUCAUACCAGCGAAGAGGAGAUACACUCUGAUGACUUCACCUUCACUGUGUCUGACGGAGGCAAUGAGAUUUCACAGACGUUUUACAUCACCAUCCGGCCGGUGGACGACUCUCUGCCCGUCCUCCAGGUGCCAGGGAUGAGGGUGCAGGAGGGUGUAAGGAAGACCAUCACUGAGUUUGAGCUGAAGGCUACUGAUGCUGACACAGAGGAGGACUCUGUUACAUUCACUAUCGUUCAGGCUCCUCGUCACGGGACCAUUGAGCGCACAAGUAACGGUCAGCAUUACCGGCAGACCAACACCUUCACUAUGGACGACAUCUAUCAGAACCGCAUCAGUUACAACCAUGACGGCAGCAACUCCCUCAAAGAUCGGUUUACCUUCACUGUCGGUGAUGGUACCAACAUGUUCUUCAUCAUCGAAGAGGGUGGAAAAGAGGUUGUCACCGCUGCUCCACAAAAGUUUAAAAUUGAUAUAUUACCUGUUGACGACGGGACCCCUCGUAUUGUCACCAACCUUGGCCUGCAGUGGCUGGAGUACAUGGAAAAUAAGGCCACCAAUCUCAUCACCAAGAAAGAGCUUCUCACUAUUGAUCCAGACACAGAUGAUGGACAGCUGACUUAUGAAGUGACUACAGAAGCUAAACAUGGCUACCUGGAGAGUAAACUCAAUCCUGGCAAACCUAUCACCUCUUUCACGCAAGCUGAUAUAAACCUGGGCCUUAUCCGAUAUGUUCUGAGUGAGGACAAUGUUCAGGAGACCAUGGACAACUUUAGGUUCCUUGUGAAGGACAGCAAACCCAACAUCGUCAGUGACAAUGUGUUUCACAUCCAGUGGUCUCUUAUCAGCUUUGAGCACAAGAGCUUCAAUGUGAGUGAAAAAGAUGGAACGGUGGCGGUCACAGUGAAGAGGACCGGUAAUCUGAACCAGUACGCUAUUGUUCUGUGUCGUACCGAGCAAGGCACUGCCACCUCCACCUCCAGCAUGGGCUCUCGGGCCGGACAGCAGGACUAUGUUGAGUAUGCUGGACAAGUUCAGUUUGAUGAGAGAGAGGACACCAAGGUGUGCACUAUUGUGAUCAACGAUGACCAGGUCUUUGAGAACAUUGAGAGCUUUAAUGUGGAGCUGAGUAUGCCGGUGUACGCCCUGCUGGGGUCAGUGACCCGCGCAAAAGUCAAUAUCAAUGACACGGAGGAUGAACCCACCCUGCAGUUUGAUAAGAAGACUUACCACGUCAAUGAGAGCACAGGCUUUAUUUUUGCUCCGGUUGAGAGAAAGGGUGACACCAGCAGCACCGUCUCAGCCCUCUGCUACACUGUGUCUAAGUCAGCCCGGGGCAGCAGCCUGCAUGCUCUCGAGUCCGGCUCUGACUAUAAGACACGUGGCAUGAGCAGCGACAACAGAGUCAUCUUUGGCCCCGGUGUGAGCAUGUCUACCUGUGACGUAAAGCUGAUUGAUGACAGUGAGUAUGAACUCUCUGAGGAGUUUGAGCUGGUGCUGUCGGAUGCCUCGGACAAUGCACGGAUGGGUGAUGUCACCGUGGCUAAAGUCAUCAUAGACGGGCCAAAUGAUGCCUCCACUGUCUUCCUGGGGAAUGCGUCCUUUACCUUCAGUGAAGAUGCAGGCACUAUUGAAAUCCCUGUUCUGCGGCAGGGCAGUGACCUUUCCUCAGUUGCCUCUGUGUGGUGUGCCACACGUCCUGCGGAACAAGAUUCAGCUACACCCGGCGUUGACUACAUCCCAAGUUCCAAAAAGGUGGAGUUUAGACCAGGCAAGACUGAAGAGACAUGUAGUUUGACCAUAAUGGAUGACAUUCAGAACCCUACGAUCGAAGGGAAAGAGUCCUUCAUCGUGUUUCUUAGUUCUCCCAAUGGAGCGGUACUGACUGAACCAUACGAAGCCUCUGUCUACAUCACAGACACCACCCAAGACAUACCUAGCAUGCAGUUUGACAAGCUGGCGUAUACAGUGAAGGAAAAAGAUGGUGUCCUGCACAUCCCCAUUUUUAGGACAGGAGAUCUGUCCUAUAAGUCUUCCGUCCGUUGCUUCACACGCACAAUGUCUGCCAUGGUGAUGGAUGACUUUGAGGAAAGAAGAAAUGCAGAUGAUUCCAGGAUCACCUUCAAAAAAGGGGAAAAGGUGAAGAAUUGUACCAUAUUGAUCCAAGAUGACUCUGUGUUUGAGCCUGAGGAGGAGUUCCAAGUCCACCUUGGAAGCCCACAGGGUGACCACUGGAUUGGAGCCAUGAUUGGAGUCAACGACAUUGUGACUGUGACCAUCACAAAUGAUGAAGAUGCACCUACGAUCGAGUUUGAACAAGCCUCAUAUCAAGUUCGUGAACCCCCUGGUCCUGAUGGGAUUGAGGUUUUAAAUAUCAAGGUAAUCCGUAAAGGAGACCUUGAUCGUACCUCCAAGAUCCGAUGCAGUACAAGAGAUGGAUCAGCCCAGUCAGGUGUAGACUAUAACCCCAAGAGUCGAGUCCUUAAGUUCAGCCCUGGCGUGGACCACAUCCUGUUUAAGGUAGACAUCCUGUCCAAUGAAGACAGAGAGUGGCAUGAAUCUUUCUCGUUGGUCCUUGGUCCAGAUGACCCUGUUGAAGCUGUGCUUGGAGAGAUCACAAUGGCAACAGUCACCAUCCUAGAUCAGGAAGCUGCAGGAAGUCUCAUCCUUCCAGCCCCACCUAUUGUGGUGUCUCUGUCAGACUAUGACUAUGUCCAGGAGGUCACUAAGGAGGGCAGUAAGAAAUCUCCAUCUCCUGGAUAUCCUCUGGUCUGUGUGACUCCCUGUGACCCCCAUUACCCCAAAUACUCUGUCAUGAGAGAGCGCUGUGAGGAGGCAGGCAUCAACCAGACCUCUGUCCACUUCAGCUGGGAGGUUGCAACUCCUACAGACACCAACGGAGCACGAUCACCCUUUGAGACAGUGACGGAUAACACACCUUACACCACGGUCAAUCACAUGGUCCUGGACAGUAUCUACUUCAGCAGACGUUUCCAUGUGCGUUGCGUUGCUCAGGCCAGAGAUAAAGCCGGGCACCUGGGAACUCCACUGAGGAGCAACAUUGUCACUAUUGGCACUGAGGGAUCAAUAUGCCACACCCCCGUCACCACAGGAACCGCUCGAGGCUUUCAGGCUCAGUCCUUUAUUGCCACUCUAAAGUACCUGGAUGUCAAACACAAAGAGCAUCCAAACAGGAUCCAUAUCUCAGUGCAGAUCCCUCAUCAGGAUGGAAUGCUUCCAUUGGUGUCCACCAUGCCUCUGCAUAACCUACACUUCCUGCUCUCCGAGUCUAUUUAUCGUCAACAGCACGUCUGCUCCAACCUGGUCACACUUAAAGACCUGCAUGGUAUCUCUGAAACCGGCUUCUUGGACGAUGUGUCGUAUGACAGCAUAUCCCUGGGUCCCGGAUAUGACCGUCCAUACCAGUUCAACCCUACUGUUCGAGAACCCAGAACCAUCCAGCUAUACAAGCAUCUUAAUCUAAAGAGCUGCAUAUGGACAUUUGAUGCAUAUUAUGACAUGACAGAACUUAUUGAUGUAUGUGGAGGAUCAGUAACUGCUGACUUUCAGGUCAGAGACUCGGCUCAGUCAUUCCUGACGGUGCAGGUGCCGCUCUACGUGUCCUACAUCUAUGUGACGGCUCCUCGUGGAUGGGCCUCCCUGGAGCACCACACAGAGAUGGAGUUCUCCUUCUUCUAUGACACAGUCUUGUGGAGAACAGGCAUCCAGACAGACAGCGUGCUGUCAGCUAGAUUACAGAUAAUUCGGAUCUUCAUUAGGGAUGACGGACGACUGGUAAUUGAGUUCAAAACCCACGCCAAGUUUAGAGGUCAAUUUGUCCCUGAACAUCACACCCUCCCUGGACAGAAAUCUCAUCUGAUGGCUCCAGAUCACUUGGGAGGCAUUGAAUUUGACCUGCAGCUGAUGUGGAGCGCACAGUCCUUUGAUUCACCCUACCAGCUCUGGAGAGCCACAAGCUCCUACAGCAGGAAGGACUACUCUGGGGAGUACACGGUCUUCCUCAUCCCCUGCACGGUACAGCCAACCCAGGCAUGGGUCGACUCUGGGGACAAGCCUCUUUCCUGCACGGCCCAUGCUCCAGAGAAAUUCCUGCUGCCCAUCGCCUUCCAGCAGACGAACCGCCCUGUUCCUGUAGUCUACUCUCUAAAUACUGAGUUCCAGCUUUGUAAUAACGAGAAGGUCUUUUUAAUGGAUCCUGCUCUCGCAGAAAUGUCUGUUGCUGAGAUGGACUACAAAGGAGCAUUUUCAAUGGGUCAAACGUUGUAUGGCAGAGUGCUGUGGAAUCCUGACCAGAACUUGAAUUCAGCCUACAAGCUACAGCUGGAGAAAGUGUAUUUGUGUACAGGACGGGAUGGCUAUGUGCCCUUCUUUGACCCCACAGGCACCCUGUAUAACGAAGGCCCUCAGUAUGGCUGCAUUCAACCGAACAAACACCUCAAACACAGGUUCCUGCUUCUGGACCGAAAGCAGCCUGAUGUCUGCGACCGCUACUUUCACGAUGUUCCCUUUGAAGCCAGCUUUGCAUCUGACAUUCCAGAUCUUCAGUCCUUGUCUGCGAUGCCAGGUGUAGACGGCUUCACAAUGAAGGUGGAUGCCCUUUAUAAGGUUGAAGCAGGGCACCAGUGGUACCUCCAGGUCAUCUACGUUAUUGGACCCGAGUCCAUAUCUUCUCCCAGAGUCCAGCGCUCAGUGACGUAUGAGCUCAAGCGAAGUCGCCGAGACCUGGUGGACCGUUCAGGUCGUCUAAUGCUGGAUGAGUCCUUGAUCUACGACAAUGAAGGUGACCAGGUAAAGAACGGCACCAACAUGAAGACCUUGAAGCUUGAGAUGGAACCAUCGGGCACCUUCAAUCCCCAGAUGGGAGGAUCCAUCGGGGGUGGCAUGGCGGCCGUCGUCCUACUUUUCCUGAUUCUCCUAGCCUUCUGCAUCAUGGUCAGAAAGUGCCGCAGGGUUGUAAAAAAGAGGCCUGCGAAGGCAGUGGAGGAUUAUCCUCUGAACACAAAGGUGGAAGUGUGUAUAGAACGUCUGGAGAAAAACCUCAACAGCAAGCACUGCUCUGUAAGAAACAUCAACGUCCUCAACAAGAACCCGGAGACCUACAAGGUCAAUGGGGUCAAGGUCAAACAGGUCAAUCUGGAGGUCAAACUACACAACAAUCUGAACGACGGCACUGAAGUUUGACCUUCUAGAGUAUUUAAUGAGAAAAAGAAACGUUUUCUAUAAAUAUUUGUAAUGACAUGAUGUUAAUGUAUUUUUGUAUGACCAUGAGGAUAAAAGGGAAAGUAUGCUUGCCAGCUAUGCAGUGUAAAUCAUUUCACAACUGAGCUACCUCAAACAUUAAUGAACAACACAUAAUAGUGUCAUCAAAUCUCAGUUUUAAAUCAUCGCUCUGUAUGAGAAUCAUACAACGGUUCAGUGGUAGCUCAGACACUUUGUUUAAAUGAAUGGAGAGUUUAUAUCGCUGCACCUGCUAUUUUGUCACGUUAGUAACACAUGAAAGUAUUAAGGGAAGGAUGAGUGCCAACACUUUGGACCGGGUGAGUGAUGUAAAUACGUUUAUCAAGUGCAAUUAUCGGAUGACAUGGUCGUCCCUGUAUUUUGAUUUGGCUUUUGAUGCUCUGCCUCAUUGUUGUAAUUUACUUUUGGCCUGAUCACCGGUGUGCCAUGCUGAUAUUUGUCAAGUGCGAUUUAUUUAAUUCCAAAUCCAAAUAGACUGCCCAAAGUGAUACAUUUGUUAGUUCGUGUAAACCUUUGGUACAUGUCAAUGAGAAACCAAGUGUUUUGAUGAAUUGUAUGAGAUAGAUCAUAGAUUUGAUAACCACUAUUGAUUUGUUGUCAAUCUGCUGACUCCAUUGAAAUGCUGUAGCCUGUAUUAUUUUACAACACUGGAUAACAAAACGUAUUUUUGUUUUAUAUGACUGCUGUCUGUGCUGAUAUAACCAAACACUACCAAAAAUCUUCACAUGGAUUUUUUUAAAGAUUAUCCACCUCAUGUUAUCCUGCAUUAUUUAGUCUUGUAUUAAUGUCACAUCAUGUAUUAAGUAAGGCACAUCUAUAGUUUGUAUAGUUUAUCACUCAAAUGUUCUGUGUUGAUGUAUUAAGUCGUCACUUGUCACAUGGUGCUGAUUUGAUCAAGAAUAUCCACAAUCUUUAAAGCACUGGGUGUAGUGUGGGAAAUGCUAUAAUUAAUGCUUCAUAAUAAUCUCUCUCUCUCUCUCUCUCUCAUUUCUCUGUAUUUGGAGUUUUAU
Labeo rohita (rohu) is the source of this 13440-nucleotide messenger RNA. It is a transcript of the gene fras1, whose product is annotated as Fraser extracellular matrix complex subunit 1. Gene Ontology annotation, biological process: cell communication. The transcript is spliced from 74 exons. Lineage: Eukaryota; Metazoa; Chordata; Actinopteri; Cypriniformes; Cyprinidae. Bases 362 to 12373 code for a protein of 4003 amino acids. Gene Ontology annotation, cellular component: membrane. Gene Ontology annotation, molecular function: protein binding. The record is from RefSeq and is a predicted model, not a curated record.